Messenger RNA from Protopolystoma xenopodis, 714 nucleotides. The record is from the annotation of a GenBank genome assembly. Lineage: Eukaryota; Metazoa; Platyhelminthes; Monogenea; Polystomatidea; Polystomatidae.
AUGCUCGAGAAGUCGAUCGAUGCGUUUGGCGGUCGCCUUAAAAUUGACCCAAAUGGCAGGAUUAUGAAGCAAGAGGCGCAUGUUGAACGAGAACAACCAGCACCGGUUUUCUGGCGAUCAAUAAAUAUGUCCGCCCCAGAGACCCAUCGUGGCCAGGCUACUGAGCCGUAUUUCGCCGGAGUAAACAGAACGAAAAAUCCUAGCCCGCCGGCGUGUAAUCAUAACGUUUUUAGGCAAAGUCCCUUGGCGGUUGUUGAAGCAGUGGAUGACAAAGAGGAUGAGGCUGAUGAGGGCGGAUACGAAGAGGGCGUCGCUGCUUCCUGGGGAGCCGAUGAAGAUGGCAUCACACGAGGUCACUUCACGCAUGACCUGUUUGCCCAACUCUAUGACUCUGAGGUGUGCUGUACCUGUUGUUUCGCCUCGAUCUGUAUUACCUGUGGAGUGGAGGAGUUGUUGAGGGCGUCUACUAAAUGCCGGCUACGACCAUUCUCUUACUUGGUCGCGUUCUUCUGUAUGGUUGCCAGCCCAGUCUUCGGUUGCCUAAGUGUGGCCUGUUGCCGGACUCGGUUUCGUCGCAGGCACGAGAUACCCGGCAACUGUUGCACCGACCUUUUGUUCACCUGUUUCUGUCCGUGUUGCGUCUACUCGCAGAUGUUGAUGCACAUUCGCAGGGAUUGCAUCAAUCAGCAAGCCAUUAAAGAGGCGAACAUCUAG